AUGGAGGGUCAGAGGUACUCCACCUCGCGCAGAAAGGCCUGUCAGCACUGCUUAAGCGCUAAGGCAAAAUGCGACCUCAGAGAUGGCGGUUGCUCGAGGUGUCUGCUUUGCAUUUACCCUAAGGGUCUGGGUCGGAGGGGUUCUUCUGUCUAUGGUUUAGAUGGUAGCAGUCAAGCAGAUCGGAUGGAUUCGCAUAUGCUUGCCUCUGCCCAGCGAGGCUUUCAAUCUAGUACUCGAGGUUCAGCGAUCGGCUCGGCGCGGUCUGUGGGUGAUGCCAAUGGCAGCCCAACAAACACCUCUCUGACGGCGUUCAGUGAGGGACAUACUCCAACGACAUGCAGACUCAACAUUACCAGACAUGUGGAAAUACCCGACUUCACGGCUCUAGAGCUCGUCUGCCCCAUAAAUGUUGAGAAUAUUAGCAAUCGCCGGCUGAAUUCCUACGUCCCUCUUCCUGGGCACAAACAGAAAGUUUAUCCCGCCUUAGUCACGGCUUUUAUGUACAGAAUACUCAAAUCAUACGCAGCUGUGACCGUACAUGGACGUGGACUACCACCAUUUGUCCAUCCAUUGCAAGUAACGGCUACAUCGACCAAGUUACCCUUAUCUACAUGCCUAAGUCUAGUCCGAGUCUGCGACAAACCACGUCCCGGAAGUGAAGAGUUUGCAGCAGAUAUGCUCCAUCGAGAAAUGAGUGCCAUCUACGACCAGCGCAGAGAAUACGACGAUAUGUCCCUUCUGGCCGCUUUUCAGGCUUACAUGAUUUAUUGCAUGGAGCUAUUUUUUACGCUCGACCAAAUCUCCGACCCUUUCCUGCGACAGGCAAUGAUGAACUUGCAAUAA
Talaromyces marneffei is the source of this 843-nucleotide messenger RNA. RefSeq lists its product as uncharacterized. NCBI's taxonomy places the organism in Eukaryota, Fungi, Ascomycota, Eurotiomycetes, Eurotiales, Trichocomaceae. Gene Ontology annotation, molecular function: DNA-binding transcription factor activity, RNA polymerase II-specific; zinc ion binding. The transcript has a single exon. Gene Ontology annotation, biological process: regulation of DNA-templated transcription. The record is from RefSeq and is a predicted model, not a curated record. Bases 1 to 843 code for a protein of 280 amino acids.